Molecule: messenger RNA, 2157 nt
Organism: Apus apus (common swift)
Lineage: Eukaryota; Metazoa; Chordata; Aves; Apodiformes; Apodidae
Gene: HDHD3
Product: haloacid dehalogenase like hydrolase domain containing 3
Exons: 1
Coding region: 825-1541 (238 amino acids)
Source: RefSeq, a predicted model, not a curated record
AGCGGGGCGGGAUGCGGGGGCGGGGCUGAGGGCGGAACGGGGCGGGAUGCGGGGGCGGAGCGGGGGCCGGGCCGGGCCGCAGCUUCCGGGGCCGCCGCAGGUGGGUGCGGGGCGGGGGUGACCCGUGGGCCCCGGGGUCGCGCGUGCUCCGCUGCUGCCGCCCCGUCCCUCCCUCCCCCCCACCCCACGGCGAGCCCCCCCGGGCCAGCCCGCGUGGCCCGCCCGGACCCCGGCCCCGCCCGUGCACCCUCCCGCAAACAGCUCGGCUGCCCCACGGCGGGUGCAGCCCCGGGUGCCUCUCUGUAUAACCCGCACUCCCCCGCACAGCCCGGGUUCAGCCCCCGGCGCCCUUGUACCGCACCCCACGCGCGGUGUGUGCAGCCUGGGGAGCCCCCCGUCCCCCCCAGCACCCCGGGUACAGCCCCGGCUGCCCCCGCACCCCUACCCCACACCGUGGAUUAAGUCCCAAGUGCCCUCCCGUACCCCCCCCCUCCCCCAAACACCUUGGGUACAAGCCCGGGUGCCCCUCUGUGCCCCCCGGCUGCCCCGCACCCCUACCCCACACCGUGGGUGCAGCUCCGGGUGUCCCCAUACCCCCCCGGCGGGUACAGCCACCCCGCCCCGGGGGCUCUGACACCCUGGGCCUCCCAGCUGAGCCUUCUCCUCCACCGUAUCAUGACACAGACCCCAGAGGGGCCCGAGCCUCCCACGGGGGUCACUGACACCAGUGGGCGUGAGGUGGGCACGGGGCUGGGGCCCUCACCCCUCUGAUCCCAGCGGGAGCAGCAGCAGCUCCCUGCGCAGAGCCCUCGGCUCCCUCUGCCAUGCUGCGGCUGCGCCUGCUGACCUGGGACGUGAAGGACACGCUGCUGCGGCUGCGGCAGCCGGUGGGCGAGAGCUACGCGGCCCAGGCCCGCGCCCACGGGCUGCGGGUGCCGCCGGCAGCCCUGAGCCGCGCGUUCCGGGAGGCCUACGGCGCCCAGAGCCGGCUCCUCCCCAACUACGGCUGCAGCCAGGGGCUGAGCUCCCGCCGCUGGUGGCUGGACGUCGUGAAGCAGACCUUCAGGCUGGCGGGCGUUCACGAAGACCAGGUCCUCACCCUGAUGGCAGAGAACCUGUACCACGACUUCUGCAGUGCCCACAACUGGGAGGUGCUGCCGGGAGCCAGCGAGACCCUGAGCCGCUGCUGCCGGCUCGGGCUCCGCAUGGGAGUCGUCUCCAACUUCGACAACAGGCUGGAAAGCAUCCUCUCCCAGUGCAACCUGCGGCGCCACUUCGACUUCAUCCUCACCUCCGAGGAGGCAGGUUUUGCCAAGCCAGACAGGAGGGUGUUUGAGCAAGCCCUGCGCCUCGGCGGGGUCCCCCCGGAGCAGGCUGCUCACGUCGGGGACGACUACGAGCGGGAUUACAGGGCAGCCCGCGCCGUGGGCAUGCACGGCUUCCUGCUGCGGCCUGCCGGGCAGGGCCCGGAGCCCCACGUGCCCCCCGAACACGUCCUGCCCACGCUCGGCCACCUCCUGGCUCGGAUCGAGAAGGGAUAGCUGCGUUUCAGAGGAGGACCCACACCCCCGUGGGGUGGGGAACCCGUCCUGGCGUGGGAUUUCUCACUGUCCCUUGGGAAGGGAAAUGAAAUGAGUGGUUCUGAGCGCCGGGAGCAGGCGCGGAGCAGGAGGAGGGGUGUUGAUGCAGUAAAAUGGAUCUGACACAUUCAGCGUUGCUGCUGAUGUCUUUCAUCGCCCUGAAAACACUACGGAAGAGGGUCAGCGGGGGUGUCUUCCCCUAGUGGAGCUGGGUCAAGCUGCACAGGCUCAUCCUGGCAGGAGGGAUGGAGAGGGACACUGAGGUUUAUCCCUGCUCGGUCACCCCCGGGUGAGGAUCAAGCAUCCCCCCCCCCCGUGCAGGCACCACAGCAGAGCUGAUGCUGGUCCCAUCCAGGGAAGGUCUGUCCACACAGAGCACCCUGGGUGCCCCUGCACCCUUCAGUGCCACCACCUCACCAGCAUCCCCUCCUCUUCCCAGCAGGGGCGGCCAGGCAGCAGUUGCAGCCCUCCUGCUGUGGGCAAAACAGCUGGGAGCUGGGCAAGUUUGUGUAAUUUAAUAUAUUGCCAAAUUAUUGAUUUGUGUAUUGAGAAAUAAAGAUUCCCUGGCUCAACUCCA